Messenger RNA from Thunnus maccoyii (southern bluefin tuna), 1740 nucleotides. It is a transcript of the gene dio1, whose product is annotated as iodothyronine deiodinase 1. The transcript is spliced from 4 exons. The record is from RefSeq and is a predicted model, not a curated record. Lineage: Eukaryota; Metazoa; Chordata; Actinopteri; Scombriformes; Scombridae. Gene Ontology annotation, molecular function: thyroxine 5'-deiodinase activity.
GACCUCACAAAGAGGCCUUGAAGGCAGCUUUUAUCAAACUUGAGCGGAGUAGGCGGAAACCGACAUGUCCAACAAUCAGAUGACAGCUUGGCAAGAGACGCAGUGAAAGCCGGAGUUCACCCUCAAGGAGCAAGCAUGCUUUUGCAAAAACUGAUGGUCUACCUUUCGGCAGCAUGCUUGUUUUGCUUUGCGGUAGCGCUUAAUUUCAUGCUCAGCAUCAUGCAUUUUAUUUCACCAAGCCUCACCAAGAAGCAAAUCCUCAGAAUGGGCGAAAAGACCACCAUGACCCAGAACCCAAAGUUCAGAUACGAGGAUUGGGGUCUGACAUUUACAUCUUUAAGCUUCAUCAAAACCGUCUCUCAGCACAUGUGGCUGUCUCUCGGGCAAGAGGCGUUUGUGGGCGGAGAGGCUCCCGACUCACCCGUGGUCACCAUGGAGGGAGAGAAAACAAGCAUCUUCAAGUUCUUUAAAGAUAAUAGACCGUUGGUGCUGAGUUUUGGAAGUUGCACCUGACCACCGUUUAUGUACAAACUUGAGGAGUUCAAGCAACUCAUCAAGGACUUCAGCGAUGUGGCUGACUUUCUUGUCAUCUACAUCGCCGAGGCGCAUUCAACAGAUGGUUGGGCCUUUACCAACAACUUUGACAUCAACCAGCACCGGAGUUUGGAGGAAAGGCUGUCCGCAGCACAGAUCGUCGUUCAAAAGGAACCACUGUGUCCAGUGGUUGUGGAUGAAAUGAAUGAUAUCACCGCAAUAAAGUAUGGCGCUCUGCCUGAGAGGCUUUAUGUGCUGCAGGCUGGGAAAGUUGUCUACAAGGGAGGGAUGGGGCCUUGGGGCUACAGUCCACUGGAGGUGCGUUCGUUCCUGGAGAAGAUGAAAUAAGAAGGUUGUUAACUCAAGUCAAGCUGUGUACUUGCCAUCCGACCAGUCUUAGGGGGUCUCUGUGUUCAGUGGGGGAUAGGGGCUGCCCACUUUGUAAUCAACAUAUAUUACUUAUAUAUCACAAUACUACAUACUUUCUCGCUUUUUGUAAUCAGGCACACUAUCAAUACACUACCACGUCUACAUGUAGUUCUAUAGCUGCUGUUCAGCAUCUCUUUCAUCAAGCAUAGCAUAGCAUGAAUAGAAAUAUUGUAACCCCUCCAAACAUGCAUUCAUGUUUCUUUCAGGCUCCCCUGUAAUUUAAAAAAAAAAAAAAGAAAAAAAAAAAAAAAGAAAGAAGAAGUGAUCUCAACUGACAACCUCUGAGCUUGAUCUCACCUCUCAGUGUUUCUUAGUGACGGCUGCAGAUUAAACCGUUGGACUCUGUAGCCAGAUAAAGUGAAAAACAGAGAGACGGACCAGUCCAGAGGUUGUGUUUGAGGUAUCACAAAAUGUACAAGGGAUGUUAAGUGUGUCCAUGUGUUAUUUAUAAAGUUUGAAAGACAGGUUCGGUAAUCAUUAAGUGUAAUCUCAGUAUCAUUAUACCACUAUAUACUGCAUGAAUAACUAAGGUUUUCCAUUGUCUAUGAAUGCUCCUAAGUGAUUUCACAGAAGGCUGCUUUUUUACAUGACGAUUACAGUGCAAACCUCUGGUAACUGUAAUUUGAUGACAUUAAACUUAAAAGUAGACCCUUCUCAGAAUUACGCAGGUGCAUUUAUGACUUAACAUAUUUGUAUAAGUGUAUUAACCAUCUUGUGAAACAAUAUGCAUUUUCCUUGAGUAUUCUUGUAAAAGAAUAAAUUUGUUUCAUGAAGGAA